Molecule: messenger RNA, 873 nt
Organism: Ustilago hordei
Lineage: Eukaryota; Fungi; Basidiomycota; Ustilaginomycetes; Ustilaginales; Ustilaginaceae
Exons: 2
Coding region: 1-873 (290 amino acids)
Source: RefSeq, a predicted model, not a curated record
AUGGUCGUCAACACACUUCUUAUCCGCAGGGCUGCCCUGCAGGCAUCCGCUGCCCCAUCGCGUCUGGCCGCCUUCUCCACGGCCUCGCGCCUACACAACCAGACUCCCCAGUUCAAGCGCGAGGGUCCGGUUGCGCCCAAAGACGACAAGAGCAAGUUUGAUGAUGGUCGCGAUGACCCUCACUAUCCCGGAGUGCAACAAAAGCUCAAGUCAUUCUCCGAUCCCUACCCGAACCGACCGAAUGCUGACCGCUCACACCCUGAACCCGAAUCUCCCAGAGGUCACGAAGGGGCCUUCGCCGACCACCGUGGCCGAGGCAGCCGCGCAGAGGGCGAGCAGCUCAAUGGCUCCGAAGAAGCCGCCGAAACCCGUACUCACCAGCGUGUAGGCCAGAUGGCCAAAAACGCAGCUCAAUCCCUCUUCGGGAGCGGUGACAAGAAAUCUUUCUCCACCUCGGCUCGCUCUUCCGUCCAAGAGGCCACCCAAACCAACCGCUCCACGCCAGCCAGGACCUCUAAGGGCAGUUUAAACGAUCACCCUGGCUACACCACCGAGGAGGCACCCAUUGAUUCACGCCCUCCCUCUGAAAUGCCUUCCCCAGCAGAAGGUGCAACUCCAAGCUCAACUGUAGUCAAUGCUAGCACAAAAGCAGCUGCAUCUCACCCUGACGUAAAAGCUAUGGCAGAUGGCGCCAAUCAACCUGGUGGUGGUGCUGACGCUCUUCACCCCGAAGACAGAAGUCAAAAGUCUUGGGGCAUGAACGCUCGAUCCGCUCAGUUCAACCCAGAGGAGGGUAAGAGGAAGCCGCUCUAUGAUGGCGGUAGCAACGAAGGAGGGUUCAAAGGUAAGCCUGAUGGCAAGUCUCGUACCUGA